UGAGGCUAAGAGCAGGCUUGGAGUGAGCUGGAAAAUCUUGGGUGCCGCGGUUGCUCUCCUCUUCCAAAUAGCUAUGGCCUGGCAGAUGGAGCCUAUAUUAAGCCCCUGCCUCUCUGCUGCCUGGCUCGGAGGCAGCAAGGCAGCUGGCCCGCUCUCCAUGUGUCCCGCUGCCUUUUGGCCACCCCACACAAACACACACUUGAACCUGGAGACCAGUUCUAACCAACAGAAGAGGCUACCUCAGGGCUAAAGAAGACUUCUGGGACAACCCACUGCUGUGUAAAGAGAAAACAUGACCCCCAUGUCAGCUGGGAAACUGUCAGCUCUCUUUGGCAGCGACCAGGUGAUGGAUGUCCAUGGCUCGGGACUGCUGUGGCUGCGAUGGUCUCAAGCCCCCCCCACCGUGCGCAUCGUGCACUCGGGCCUGGCGUGCAACAUCGAGGAGGAGCGCUACUCGGAGCGGGUCUACACCAUCCGCGAGGGCGAGACGCUGGAGCUGACCUGCCUGGUCACGGGCCAUCCUCGGCCACAGAUCAGGUGGACCAAAACAGCAGGAAGUGCCUCUGACAGAUUUCAAGACUCGAGUGUCUUCAAUGAAACCCUGAGGAUAGCCAACAUCCAGCGACACCAAGGAGGCCGCUACUACUGCAAGGCCGAGAACGGCUUGGGCUCGCCGGCCAUAAAGUCCAUACGAGUGGACGUGUACUAUUUGGAUGACCCGAUAGUGACAGUCCACCAGAGCAUAGGGGAAGCAAAGGAGCAGUUUUACUAUGAGAGAACUGUGUUUCUCAGGUGUGUUGCCAACUCCAAUCCACCUGUUCGGUACAGCUGGAGACGCGGCCAGGAGGUACUGCUGCAAGGCUCUGAUAAAGGAGUUGAGAUCUACGAGCCCUUCUUUACACAGGGGGAAACGAAGAUCCUGAAGCUGAAGAACCUCCGACCUCAGGACUACGCGAAUUACAGCUGCAUCGCCUCGGUGAGGAAUGUCUGCAGCAUUCCCGACAAGAUGGUGUCCUUCCGACUCUCUAACAAAACAGCAUCCCCUUCAAUUAAGCUUCUUGUGGACGACCCAAUAGUGGUGAACCCUGGGGAGGCGAUCACCUUAGUCUGUGUGACAACAGGAGGGGAGCCAGCCCCCAGCCUGACGUGGGUGAGGUCCGCUGGCGUCCUGCCCGAGAAGACGGUCCUCAACGGCGGCACACUGACGAUACCUGCCAUCACAUCGGAAGAUGCUGGCACAUACAGUUGUGUCGCCAAUAACAAUGUUGGAAACCCUGCAAAAAAGUCCACCAACAUCAUUGUAAGAGCCUUAAAAAAAGGACGUUUCUGGAUCACCCCUGACCCAUACCAUAAAGACGACAAUAUCCAGAUUGGGCGAGAGGUGAAAAUCUCCUGCCAGGUGGAAGCCAUCCCUUCGGAAGAGCUGACAUUCAGCUGGUUCAAAAAUGGACGCCCCUUGCGAAGCUCUGAACGGAUGGUCAUCACACAGACUGACCCCGAUGUGUCGCCUGGCACCACGAACCUGGACAUCAUUGACUUGAAAUUCACAGACUUUGGGACAUACACGUGUGUGGCAUCUCUGAAAGGAGGCGGCAUAUCGGAUAUCAGCAUUGAUGUCAACAUCUCCAGCAGUACGGUCCCACCCAAUUUGACUGUUCCUCAAGAAAAGUCCCCCCUGGUCACUCGGGAAGGGGACACGAUCGAGCUGCAGUGCCAGGUGACAGGAAAACCCAAGCCCAUCAUCUUGUGGUCCCGAGCCGACAAGGAGGUCGUGAUGCCGGACGGGAUGAUGCAGACGGAGAGCUACGAUGGCAUCCUGAGGAUCGUGAACGUGUCCAGGGAGAUGACGGGAACCUACAGGUGCCAGACCAGUCAGUACAACGGGUUUAACGUGAAACCCAGGGAAGCCUUAGUACAGCUCAUCGUGCAGUACCCCCCCGCCGUGGAGCCGACCUUCCUGGAGAUUCGGCAGGGCCAGGGCCGGAGCAUCACCAUGAGCUGCCGGGUGCUGAGGGCAUACCCGACGCGGGUGCUGACCUACGAGUGGCGGCUGGGCAGCAAGCUGCUGCGCACGGGCCAGUUUGACGUGCAGGACUCCACCGAGUACACCGUCAGCAGCCUCUCCCGCGACACCUACGGCAUCUACAACUGCAACAUCAUCAACGAGGCGGGUGCCGGCCGCUGCAGCUUCCUCGUCACAGGCAAAGCCUAUGCCCCCGAGUUCUACUACGACACUUACAACCCCCUGUGGCAGAACAGACCCCGUGUUUACUCCUACAGCCUCCAGUGGACCCAGAUGAACCCCGACGCUGUGGACCGCAUCCUUGCCUAUCGCCUAGGGAUCAGGCAGGCUGGACAACAGCGUUGGUGGGAGCAGGAAAUUACAGUGAAUGGAAACAUUCAAAAGGGAGAAUUAAUUACCUACAACCUCACUGAGCUGAUCAAGCCAGAGGCAUAUGAAGUCCGACUAACACCCAUCACCAGAUUUGGGGAGGGGGACUCAACCAUUCGGGUCAUCAAGUAUAGUGCUCCAGUAAAUCCACACCUACGAGAGUUCCACUGUGGCUUUGAGGACGGUAACAUUUGCCUUUUCACUCAAGACGAUACAGACAAUUUUGACUGGACAAAGCAAAGCACUGCCACCAGAGACACAAAAUAUACCCCCAACACUGGGCCAAAUGCAGAUCGGACUGGCUCCAAGGAAGGUUUCUACAUGUACAUCGAAACAUCGCGCCCCAGGCUGGAAGGAGAAAAGGCCAGACUUGUCAGUCCCGUUUUCAGUGUUGCUCCAAAGAAUCCUUAUGGAGCUACGAACACAGCCUACUGUUUUAGCUUCUACUACCACAUGUAUGGACAGCACAUAGGAAGCCUGAACGUUUACCUGCGGUUGAAAGGACAGACCACGAUAGAGAACCCAUUGUGGUCUUCAAGUGGAAAUAAGGGCCAGCAUUGGAACCAAGCCCGCGUUAAUAUAAACCCCCCGACUUCAUUUCAGCUCAUAUUUGAAGGGAUCCGGGGCCCAGGCAUUGAAGGUGACAUUGCUAUCGACGAUGUAUCAAUUGUGGAAGGAGAGUGUAUGAAGUCCGACCAGCCGGCCAACAAUUUACGAUCAGGUGCUGUUGGGACAUUAGCGCAUAUACGACUUAUCCCAGUUAUCAUCCUCAUGUCUGUCUUAAGUCAUCAGAGGUGACCUUAUCCUGGCAGAGGCUACAAAAGAUUCACCAGGCACUGGCAUGAAGAAAGAGUCUUUGUAAAAUGGACAUUUAAAAACAAACUACCAAAGAUUCCUCCACUGACUGACUCAAAAGUUAAAUAAAUACAUAAUAAAUAAAAAAAAAUUAAAAAGCACUGGGGACAUAAAAGGCAUCACAGGAGUGUAACUCACUAUGAACCACGUGUGAGAACGAGAUCUGGCCUAAGUAAGGAAGAGACCUUCAGGUGCUUUUGUGGUCAAUAAUGAAUACAGCAUCAUCUGGUUGAACUCUCGGAAAAGAGCUAUAGAAACCCUUGUCAAAGCACAAAGUCAUGGCUGGUUUUGUUUCAAAUGAAUAGUUUGCUUGUUACCAUGGAAACCUAAUGGCCUGCCAAAAAAAAAAAAAAAAGGAAAAAAAUGGAGAGAGAGAGGAAAUAAUAAAAAUAAAACACAGAGAGAGAAACACCUCACUGUAAACAGGGUAUGUGAAGAGCUGGCAUUCAUUUUCCCUUCAAGAAGGUUUUUAGCAUAGAGUUAAAUAAAUGUAGGCCCUUUUGCCUUUGGCUGUCACUUCCCCUAGAGAAUAACCCUAAAUCAGAGCUGUUUUAAGACAUUUAUGUUUCAUUUCUCAUGGCUAUGCUUGAUAACUGUAUGCUGUCUCCUUUUGCAUGCAUUACUAUCCAGGAUGUGCGACCUGGGCUUACAUAUUACACAGGCUUAUCGGAGCUUGCUUGCGGCCACUCGAACACCCCUCUCCCCUCCCCAACUAAGUCAUCUGUUCUAAUGAAGUGAAGAAACCAAACCACCGUCUUUUAUAAAUUGCCAUGGAAACCAAGUGCCUUCAAUGAAACAAGCCUGAUUUAAAAAAAUAUAUAUAAUAAUAAUAAUUUCAACACAGAAGCUUGCACUGCUAAAAUGUGGUUUGUGCAAACUAUUUUCUAAACAAACUACGGAGCCUGGGUGUGCAGACUGCAGGCGAGGAAACGAAGCCGCUCCUGGAGAUGGAUGGACCUAAGCUGCUGCGUAAGCCCUUUCGGAUGAGAUAUUUGUUGUUUAACCUUCCAGACAGCCAUGGCCUUUCAGCUUAUUAUCCAUUAGAAAAUAGCUUCCGUUGGUCCUGGAAAUGGGAGCAGCACUUUUGAUUUGUUUGGUUUGUUUCAGGUUAUCAGGUGGGUCAACCAGAGGAAAAGGUGGUUAAGAUGCACUUAGCGCCGGUGGUCAGAGGCAGAAGGGGUUUUCCUCCCCUGACCUCGGCAGGCAAGGCUGUACGGGCCCGGGGUGCGCGUGGGGACGGCGGCGCAGGGGGACACGAGGCCACUGCCACGCUCCACAGCUGUGGGGGCACAGCCUGGUGCUGGCGACGUGCGGGUGGCGCGGGGCCUCUGCCUGCGUGGGCAGGGAGGGGGGUCCUGGUAUUGUGGCGAAGUCUAAAAUCCACUCUUGUGACAAAAGGAAAGCUGUGCACGUGGUGUUGCAGCUGCCUGAACACGUACCGUUAGCCAGCCAGUUUUCCACUGCAUUGUAAAUUUCCCUGACAGUUGGUUAUGACAAUUUGAAGACCUUUUUCCUUAAAUUAUCUCAGCUUUUAACUUCAUUUAAAAGAAAAAAAAAGACUUUUGUCUAAAGAAGAGUAUUAUUAUUAUAAUUAUUAUUAUUAUUAUUAUUAUUGUGUUCUCUCAACACCCUAGGAUUAAAAAAACUGAUAUGCAAGUAAUUGGAGUACAAACAUGAAAAUAAACAAACAAAUGAGUAUAAUAUUUGCAAAUAUGAGUAUAAAAAGCACAACGAGAUGCAGUAAAACGUUGACAAGGCUUGAUUUUUUUUUAUUCUGUAGAGAACUGUUUGUGCAAAUUCAGUAAUUCAACUGAAGAGAUAAUUUUACAGCUAUGUUCAAUAAAGCCUCUUUCCAGGUAAGG
This is a messenger RNA of Cygnus olor (mute swan), 5109 nucleotides long. It is a transcript of the gene MDGA2, whose product is annotated as MAM domain containing glycosylphosphatidylinositol anchor 2. Bases 293 to 3190 code for a protein of 965 amino acids. Lineage: Eukaryota; Metazoa; Chordata; Aves; Anseriformes; Anatidae. Gene Ontology annotation, biological process: homophilic cell-cell adhesion; synapse organization; nervous system development. The transcript is spliced from 18 exons. Gene Ontology annotation, cellular component: plasma membrane; axon; neuronal cell body. Gene Ontology annotation, molecular function: protein binding; axon guidance receptor activity. The record is from RefSeq and is a predicted model, not a curated record.